UUGGCUGGCGACCAGUUCGGGGUGGAACCCGCCUCUCGCCCGGAGUCAGCUGGGAUCGGCUCCGGCACGCUCGCGACCCGCGUGAGGAGAAGCGCGACAGCAAAUGGAGAUAUAUGCAUAGAAAAUCUCAGGACAUGUCUCGAUUUGACAAGGUUUGCAUUUUUAAACCGUACACAUUUUUGCCACUCGUAAAUCUGAUGGAAUCGCAUAUUCUGCUCUAGUUUGGUGGUUAGGGUUUUGUGGUGCAGUCAUCUCAAAUGUGAGCACACUCGCUCGGAGUGUCAACAAAUUCGAGCAGUUGAAUUAUUUUGGUGCAUGGACGCGAUUGCUAUUUUUACCACCACACGCACACUUGAUGCUAAAUUAGCUGUACUCGGCAAGCCUUACCUUCGCACGGCCUCGGAUGGUCAAAUGCUGAAGAGAAGGUGCCGACGUAAGCAGAACAAACUCCUAAAUAACUAACAUUCUUUUGGAGGAAAGUGUUUUGACUGGAAUUUCUUGAAGCUAAUGACGCUAUGCUAACGUUUAGCUGGACGAAUUCGCGGCGAGGCUUGAAUCAAAUACGUCCGGGGUCGGAGUGCCACUGCGCAUGCGUGUCUAGUCUCCAAGGAGCGCUCGAUUUGCGUGCUUUAGCUACCUCCGCGAGUAGCAACGGUUUUCAGACGCCAAACAACCACCACCCCCGCCCGCACGUUUGGUUCGGGUCAUUAAAUCGAUCGUACAUGCUGAAGCGACACGGUCAGUGUCAAUCGGGCUAGUUUGGAGUUAGCCAGCUAGCUGGUUGAAGUCAAGUCCAACAGUCGGAGAGCGACUCGAGCUGUUCUCGGAGGAUGGCGGAGGGCGGCGGGAGCGUAGACCCGGCCGGCCUGCCCCCGGGGGACCCCCAGCUCAUCGCCAUGAUCGUGGAGCACCUGAAGAACCGAGGACUUUUCGACGAGUUCCGCCGCGACUGCCUGGCCGACGUCGACACCAAGCCGGCCUACCAGAACCUUCGUCAGAAGGUGGACAACUUUGUGACGUCGCACCUGAGCACUCAGGACUGGAAGGCGUCCAUCAACAAGAACCAGAUGAGGAACGGACUCAGACAAAGUGUGGUCCAGUCGGGCAUGUUGGAGUCGGGGGUGGACCGGAUCAUCACUCAGGUGGUGGACCCCAAGAUGAACCACACCUUCAGACCGCACAUCGAGACGGCCAUCCAAGACUUCCUGUCGGGAGACAAGAAGGAUGAGCGCGCCGCCGCCAACCGUUCCCAGCAGCCGUCCGAGGAACCCGAAACCCCUUAAGGUGGUCGCACGGGCCGCUCGGGAUGUGGAUUGUGCCUGUUGAGGAGCGGGACACGACGCGUGAUGAUGAUGACAUCGCACACGUGACGCGUCCUCU
Phycodurus eques (leafy seadragon) is the source of this 1380-nucleotide messenger RNA. RefSeq names its product biorientation of chromosomes in cell division 1 (gene bod1). The record is from RefSeq and is a predicted model, not a curated record. NCBI's taxonomy places the organism in Eukaryota, Metazoa, Chordata, Actinopteri, Syngnathiformes, Syngnathidae.